Molecule: messenger RNA, 1245 nt
Organism: Trypanosoma theileri
Lineage: Eukaryota; Euglenozoa; Kinetoplastea; Trypanosomatida; Trypanosomatidae
Exons: 1
Coding region: 1-1245 (414 amino acids)
Source: RefSeq, a predicted model, not a curated record
AUGGGAUACUUUGGACUCAUUACCGGUGUUGGCGUGUUACUCACCGCUGUUGCUUUUGGUGUGGUGCAGUGGCUGCGGACGGACAAGGAAGACCCGCGAUAUGCAGAAGAAAGUGCAGUGCGCCGUGAGUUUUUCUCUCACGCGUUGCAGCAAGCCAUUUCUUCGUACAAUACGACAACUAAUCAUUAUGUAUGGGGACGGACGCUAAAACCUUCCUAUGCGGUACAAUUGCACCCACUCAAUAUAGUUCAGCAGUAUACACAGAAGAAGGAAUUUGUGUGGAUUGGAAUCACCGCCGGUCCCUGGCUUGUUGGGUUAGCCGUGCUUCAGUUUAACUACGUCUCAAUCUUCAGCGUACAGUUCUACAAUGCGGAGUCAGGGGAGAGUUGGAAGUCGAAGAGUGUAGUUCCGUUGCUUGCACCGUUUUUUGGAGGUAAAUGGGUUCCAAACGCCGUUGGUAACUUUGGUCCAAAUGCCGCUGGACAUCGGGUGGAGUUUAAGGCACCCUUUAUUAACCAGCGCGCUGCUAUUACCUUCACAGGUGACAGUGUGCAUGUUGAAGUUGCCGGAUCAGUAUCACAAUAUAUGGCGAAUAAAACAACAACGCGAUAUCAACAACAACAAGAACUGAUGUACAAGGUAUUUGCCACGGCUUCUCUUCCUGAAGAAUUCCUUGGUUUUGUUUUCCCACUCGGACCACGUCGUGCUGCACUCGUGAAUAAAGUGGCUGCUGCACCACUCCAAGCCCCACUUGAACUACAACUCGGUGAACAAAAGUGGAGAGGUGCGGGAUUCCUUUCAAUGGAUUAUACACGGGGACUUCUUCGACGAGAGACACGGUGGUACUGGGCCUCUGCCACGGCACCUGAUGGUUACGGCUUUCACCUGUCGGCAGGAACCUAUGAUAUUGACAAGAAGAGUGUGGAGAACACAUUCUUUGUUUCUGGAAAAGCUUUGCUGAUUGAUACAGCAGUUGUUUUCCUACCGGAGGUGAUAUAUGUUACUCCCCAAAGUGAUGAAAAGGAUCAUGAUCGUGGUAAUACUAUUUGGAAUAUUACCGGUGACGGUGUUCACCUGCGCUUCCGUCGUGUUGACGCACAUGACGGUAACUUCCAUUAUGGUAUUGUAAGAGGAAAUCUGGACCACAGUUGGGGUAUAUUUGAUGGUACGAUUAAUGUGAAUGGAGUGUCAUAUUCCUUUGAAAAUGUUUCAGGAGUGAUGGAGGAACAUUAUGCGAUAUGGUGA